This is a messenger RNA of Prorocentrum cordatum, 354 nucleotides long. NCBI's taxonomy places the organism in Eukaryota, Dinophyceae, Prorocentrales, Prorocentraceae. The record is from the annotation of a GenBank genome assembly.
AUGGCGUUCUUCACUUGCGAGAACUCGUUCGUGAUCAACCUUACCUCUUGCUGUUGCUCGGCUGGCCGUGCUGCGCACACCUACGACAAGGUCGGAUUGCUGCCCUAUUGGCCGGGCCUCUGCCUCAGUGCCUUCUUCCCUUGUUGUACACUCCUUUACAUGAACGCAUGCACUGACUUGAACGAGAAGCUCGGGGGAGAGAAGAGAUCGAUCCCGAUGGCAGUGAUCUGUUCCUGUCUCUUCCCGUGCUGCGUGAUCGCUCAGGACGCGCAGGCACUCGACGACUGCACCGGCGUCGCAGUUGGUCUGUGUGGUGUUGAGCAGGGCGACGGCAACAAUUCGGACUCCGACUAG